AUGUGUGAGAACUAUAUCGGUCGGGAGAAUAUCCAUACCUUUUUGGUGGAUAUGAGAUCGGUCCCCGUUUUUCAUCAAAACUCACUUGCUCCUAUCACCCAUUUUCAGCCUGGUCUUGUUUACACACGUAGAAGUAGAGAUGAGGCCUAUGUUGAUGAUUAUGCUCUUAUACCGGUUCUCGAAACAGGUUUGCUACUUUCAUCUCCCGUGUCUUCUUUGCUACCGGCUCCCGCCAUCGACCCACCACCACUAAGACGGUCAUCUCGCAACUCACAUCCUCCGAACAGGUUUCUAAAUUCCCCUCCCUCAUACAAGCUUAAGUAUAAUACCGAUUCUGCCAUUCGCUGUCUUUCUCGUGUUUUAUUAUUUAACCUCACUGGAGUGGGAGAGGUGAUUGAUGAAGACGUGCUUCAUGCACGGGUUCCUUUUGUUGCCCGAACACAGCAGUGUUUUACUGUCAAGGCUGGAAUUGAUGGACUUUUGGAUAUUGCAUGGAGAACAAUUUGUGAUACCAGUGAAGGUUUACCAUAUAGAUGCAACCAUAAUGAUGUUGAGGAGAUAUGUAUUACAAAGGAAGUUAAGUGUACCAAUGGAAUCAUUUAUAAGAGACCAACUCAAGUGCAAAUGUUAGAUUUUCCUUCAGUAGAACUGCAGCUUGUCACUUGUUCCUCCCUAUUUCCUUACAACAUUUAUAAUAUUCUAGGGAAUCUUGUGUUCACGUCAUUCGAUUGUUCUUAUCUGAACGUGAGAAAUAAGUCUGCUGCUGCGGAGUGCUAUAUUAGAACAGAAGUUUGCCUUGAAAGUUGUUAUAGAUAUCUUUUAACCUUAUUAAAUGCCAUAAGGGAGGACGUUUCUGCACUAACUCCUCUUGCGGAGGUCUUAUGCCUUCUAGAUAUGAUCAUCAAUUCAUUUGCUUACACAAUCUCAACUAAGCCUGUAGAUAGAUAUACUAGACCAGAAUUUACAAGUGGAAUUAAGAUACUGAGGAGCAGUAUCCGAGAUUCCAAUGAAAAGUCUUGA
Messenger RNA from Dovyalis caffra, 1020 nucleotides. The record is from the annotation of a GenBank genome assembly. Lineage: Eukaryota; Viridiplantae; Streptophyta; Magnoliopsida; Malpighiales; Salicaceae.